GAUAGCGUAUCAACGCUACAGUCAGUGUACGAAGAGCUGGAGAGUGGUAAUGUUUGAGUGUUUGACGUAUGACUUCGCGGCUGGAUUUACUUCACAAUGAAUGUCGAGAGAAGUGGUUCACAGAAACACUAGCCUUGUGUUUAUACGGAUCUUUCCGAAUGAAUAGUGUUGUGUAAAUCGAGCGUUUCCUCAUCGGCAAUGCGAUUCAAGUGUGCUUUGCCACAAUGCAUACCAGUUACAUGUAGUGGUGUACGGGUUGCUCGUUUUUAUUUUUGCUUAGGUCAGUUGAAGUAAUGAGAAUUUCGGAAGAAAAGGCAUAAUGUCUAACACCAUGGUGAAAACUCCGCGUAUAUUGUAUGUGUAUCUGGCGUUCUAUCUUCUGCACAUCUGCAGCGGUUUUCCAGUGGAUGUACGCACACAAGAUGGCGGCGCGAGCGCCGGGCUGUGGGCGGCGCCACUGGUGUCGGUGGCGGUGCUGCUGGCCGCCGUGCUGCUGCUGCUGGGCUGCACCUGCUGCAGGCACAACAAGGGCUUCCAGGAGAACGAGAGGAAGGUCAUUAAGGAGUUCACGGACAGCGCGUCGAGCCACAGCCUGGCGGGUCCCGGGCCAGCGAACGCGACGCCCGCGACGGCCGCCGGUCCUGGCCCCGGGGGCGGCGGGGGCGGCGUCGGCUACGUGAACAGCGCCGCCAGCUCCGCGGAGUUCACCAUGUUCCCGCCGGCAGCAGCAGCGGCCGCGCCCGGAGACCGCUCCUCCGUGGUGCACUUCGAGCCGCUCCCGGACGUGGGCAGCGCCCGUCUGCAGCCGCCGCAGGCGCCCGCGCCCAGCCGCAAGCCCGCCUCCUUCAACAACGUCGUCAGCGGCGGCCUAUCCGCCCGCGACUGGCUCGAAGAUCCCCAUGCAAAUUUUCCAAGACACCAGCUGAAGUAUCUUAGAGAAUUGGGUAGAGGGUGGUUUGGUCGGGUUGUGGAAGGUGAGGCUCAAAAUAUAAUAAAUAGUGAGAAGAAUUCAAAGGUAGUGGUGAAAAUCUUACGUGAAGAUGCUACACCAACUGAUCAAAUGUACUUCCUACACGAAGUACGGUAUCAUCGGGAUCUAAACCAUCCAAAUAUUCUUAGGUUGCUUGGGCGGUGUCUUGAGAAAGAUCCUUUUCUGCUGUUGUUGGAAGCUAGUCCAGGGGGAGAUGUGAAGACAUUUUUGAUGCAGAAUGCAUCAACAGCAGAUGUUCUUAAUCAGCAAGGUGUGACAUUGAAAAUGGCCUGCAAUAUUGCAGCUGGUUUACAUCAUAUGCAUUCAAAAGGAUUUGUACAUACGGACCUAGCAGCCAGGAAUUGUCUCAUCACAUCAGAUUUGACAGUCAAAAUUGGUGACUAUGGCACAAGCAUUGAGAAUUUCAAGGACGAUUACUAUUGUGCUGGAGACAUAGCCCUUCCUAUUCGAUGGUGUGCUCCAGAGACAUUACACUGCACAGAAACUACAAUUGAAACAAAAGAGGUUACACCAAAUGCCAAUGUAUGGAAUUUGGGUGUUGUUCUUUGGGAGAUAUGCGAGUUUGGAAAGUUGCCUUAUGCUGAACUGACCGAUGAUGAAGUAAUAGUUAAAGUUCUGGGUGAAGGAACAUACCGGCUACCUCUACCUUCAUAUAUUUCUCCUUAUAGGAAUAACUUCCUGCCUCCAGCCUUCUGGAUUCUCAGGCCUUGUAUGAAGUAUCUUCUCAUGAAGCUUUGUUGGGAACCUGUUGUGAAGAGGCCAGCUUUGGACCAAGUUGUUAGAAUGUUAAACCAUCUGCAUUUAAGCCAUGACCAAUACAUUGGAGAGGAAUCCAGUCUACAAACAGAUGAAGAUUUUGAAAGGCGCUGGGAAUCUUUCAAGCCAAACACCAUACCUAAGACUGACAAUCACACUUUGCCCAGGCAGCACCAUCAAGGUGGCCUGCCCAUUUCUUUCAUUGAACAGAAGGCUUUUGUUUUGCCACGACCAUCUGGAGAAAGCAUGGAUGUGAUGUCACUGUCAAUAAUUGCCCCAGAAGUUAGCAGUUCUUCACCAAUGACAACAUCACCACAACUGUCAUUGACAAGCAGCUCAGGAGGAGAUUUCUUUACCCCAAAUUUGCAGCAGAAACAGAAAUCUGCUAGCCUUCAAGAUCUACAUGGAUCAGUUGAGAAUUUGUGUGAAACAUCAAUAGAUGAACAUUCAGAUACUUUUGUGAGAACAGAUGUUGCUAUUGCAGAUAAUGAUAGAAAUACAAUGAAAUUUUCAGAAAGUUUGGGUGUAGUUGAAUCAAAGAACAAUGAACUUGAAAAUAUAAUAUCUGAACCUGAUUUUGAUUCAUGGCUGCAGGGAGUAGAAACAACAAAUGAAGAAGAUGCCAAGUUUGUAAUGAAAAUAUCUGAAGCUAUAAGAGAUCUAGACAAUGCUCUUGCUCAGGAAAAAACUUCAUCAUCAUCUUCAGAAGUUUCCAGUCACACUGUUUCGCACCAUGAGAGUCCUGCCAAGGAUAUAGUGGCAAGUGAACAGAAUGUUGUUUUGGAUUUCAGACUUGGAAUUCCAGCUGAAAUUGAAACUGGUAAAACAAGAGAGUCUGAAGCACAGCUUGACAGUCUUCAGGAAGAGAGUUUUCCUUACAAAACUUUCCACCAUGAAAGUAAAACUACAGAUUCGGGAACAGAUACUGAAGAUGAAACAUGGAGGAAGAGGAUAGAACGUGGAGAGUUUUCUGAAAAAGUGAAAGAGAAAUCAAAGAGUGUAGCAGAUCUUAUGAUUCUAACUCACAUUGAGUGCAGUGAUGGUAGUGAUUCUGAACCUCCUUCUUUGACAUGGAAUUUUGAGAGAAGUGUGAAUAGUAGAAAUUCUCUUUCUCGGCAACACAGGAGCUCUGCUGUUAAAUCAGCUUGUUUUCCGAUUGCUGGCAGUGAAGGUAAUAUUCACCAGGCAGUAUUGGGUGAGGAGUUCUUUAGUACUUUGGUUAAACUUCAUGAAGCCCAAAAGGAUGGUAACAAAAAUAGAUUGACAAUCAAUUCAUUGUCAUCACAGAGCUCAGAAAUUAAUUUGACUCCUUCUCCGACGCAUGAUCCACUCAUGCAAAGAUCAUCACCUUUCAGUGAUGAUUCUGCUUCUGAAGUACAUAGUUUAUUAUCCUCAGACCAUGCGCAUAAAAAAAAUUUUUUAGCCAUUAAUGCCUCGGAAAGAAAAUCUGAACUGACAGAUAAUUCAAACAGUGAUAAGCCAAUUAAAAAAGAAGUUUUAAUUGAUUCACAGUUGACAGAAAGGAUAGUCCUACCUGAUGCGAACUAUCAACCAAAUAAAAAUUACUGUGAGAUAUCCACAAUAGAAAAUGCUUUGAUUUCUUGCAGUAAGCAAGAGCCUACUGAACUGAAAAGUUUAAUAAAUAGUUUUUUAGAAACAGAAAGACAAACCAGCUGUUGUCCAACCAUGGGUUCAACUUGCUCGAGGCCCUCAUUUAAUAAUACUUCUGAAUUUGAAAGGUUGUCUUGUUUAGAUCAUAGUGUAGGGCUUAAGGAUAAUAGUAGUGCGAGAGAAGAUAAUUUAAUAAUAGAUGAUGCAAAUAAUGACUCUGUUCCUUCUUUGUUACAUAAUAAGAUUUCAAAUGUGGAUAGCAGUAAAACAAACACUUCUUUUCAAUAUCCUAUCAGCGAAAAUGAAAAUAUUGAUAUUAAAAAAAAUAAAGAAAUUUCUGUCAGUGAUACUGGUUCUGCUAUGCUGCUGGUAGACAGUAACACUUCCACUCUAGCACCUGAUAGUGGUUUAAAGGGUUUGUCACCUGAGUUUUUUGCUGAUGAAGGUUUUGUCAAGAAAGUGCAAGAUGUGUUAAGUACAGCUGAUGAUGAGUCAGUGGAAUCAAUUGAUGCAGUAUGUGACCAACCAUAUGCUGAAAAGAAAGGAAGCAAUUCUAUAGAUGAACUGAAAUUGUGCCCAGAUGAAACAAGUGAACAAAAUGUUGCUGUUUUAAUUAGCGAUAAUUUUGAUAGUGACAAUGAGAUCCAAGUCAGUGGCCAUUCAUUACCAACACAAAGUCUAGACGAAAGAGAAAAGAAUAUACUAAUAAGUAAUAAUUUAAGUAUACCAUACAUAACAAGUUCAGAUGAAGAUUAUAGUGGUUCAGUUAUAUUAGGAGCAUCUGAGGAAUUUACUAUGGAUUACUUUAAGGGUCUUAAUACAGCCUUUAAGGAUGGCAGUACAUAUGGCAGUGACAGUUAUGUAUAUUCUGAGGGAGGUGAUGACAGUAAAUUAGAUUUAGGUAUGAAUGUUCCCUUUAUUGUAAAAAAACCUAAUGAAAUUGCAAAAAUGGGUAAUGAUGACUCCUUGGCACACAUUCAAUUAACGCUGGAACAGAAUGAGACAUCACAACCAUUAGAAUUAAAUGGUGAACAUGUCUUAACUCAUUUUGUGUCAUCAGAAAGGACAUUAUCUUCAACUACUGAAAAUAUAUCUCCAUUUCCAUUGGAGUACAAAGAAAAUAAUAAUGGAGGUUGUAUUUCAUUAUCACCAGAUGAGAGUAAUAUUAGCAUAUCAUCAGAAGCUGUUACAGAGGUAGUUAAAAAACAUGAACAGUUUCCAAAAAAAAGUAAUUCAGAAAAUGAGAAUGAUACCAAAAUUGAAGGAGAAAUAGAUUCCAUGUGUAAUAGCUGUAACAAAGCAGAUCCAGGGUUCAGCGGGAGUCUGGAACAAACAAAUUGUGGUCAAGAAUCAAACGUUAAUGCAGAUGCAUCUGCUCUCGAUUCAGAUGUUCUUUCAGAGAGAUAUACACAAGACACAGUAGGACAAUUAACGGAAAACUUCAUGCAGAUGCCACAAAGUGAUAAACAUCUAGAGGAAACCCCAGGGGAGUUUUUAGAGCUGGCUGUAACUGACAGCUGUGGUCCAGUUCACUUUACUGUUGAUAAUGACACCGAAACUAUCUGUACUAAAGCGCAAACUGGAGUUUCUGAAGAAGCACUUUAUUCUUUGAGCAAUGUUCACCUCAAUAUUCCUAAUCCCAUGCAAGAGCUCAAUUAUCGUCUGUCAUCUGAGAGUACAAUUACAGAGUCUUCAACCCAUAAUACAAGCAACAUUUGCCAGUAUGAAACUGUGAUUGAGAAGGUGCCCUUUGCUGGGCACAAUGAUGGCAGUCACUUGGUCGGAAAUGAGACAGAAUGUGCUGCUGCAGGCUUGCCCCAUGGAGAUCAAAGCAAAUCACCAAAUGUAAAUAUUGGAACACUGGCACCAAAGGUAGAUGCUACAAAAGCGGAAACAGAAAGGGUAAUUCCCCCAUUGGUUAAUCUGAAACAAGAAGUAAACAGUUCUGCACCACAUAGUGUAGAAGCCCAAGUUGGUGUUAGCCUGCCUGAUAACAUCAGAAUUUGUACUACAACUUUAGAAAAAAAUGUUUCAAAAGGUGUUUAUACUGAGCCACCAUUACUUCCAGAAAGUGAAGUUACAGAGAACAUUAAUGCAUUGUCUAGUGAUUGUUCUUCAAAUUCUCUCCAUGGAAAAGCAGAAUUUUUAAACAUUGAUGCAGCAGGAAAUGACUCUAGCAUUAAUGAGUGCAAGAAAGAAAUAGAAGAGAGUAUGGAUGAUAAAAUAUGGACAGGCCCUUACCUAGCAUCAGGGUACGAAAUUCAUACGAAGGAACAAAGUAUGAUUAGCUGCACUUCAGAGAAAGGAAAGAUGGGAUUAGAAGAUACAAAAUCUGAAUUACAAAUUCCAAGCUUAAAUCUCAUUUCUGCCACACCCGUAGAUUCAGAACAAACCAGUCCAGAUACAUCUAUUGUGGCUAACAUAUUUGAUGUAGAACUUGUUAGCACAACAAAGCCUGUGGAGGAGCAGAAGACAGGUGAAGAUGUAGCUUAUGAAAGAGAGAUUGUUGAUGAGCAGAUAGAUAACAUAGAUAACACACCCCAGAAAUGUACAUCAUUAAAUGAGGAAGAUAAUUUAAGAGUGGUAGAUCCUGAAAAACCAUCAGCAUUCAGUGACCCUAACUGUGAUCUCAAAACCACAUUAUCAGAUUUUAUUCUCAAGGAAGUCAUCCAUAGUUCUCUAGAAAAAUCAUGUUUACUUGCAGCAAAGCAGGCAAUACUGCCUUUGGUGGAAUUAAGUAAAACAGAGAGUGAUAAGGAAACUAUUUCUGACAGUGGUAUCAGAUUACACCCAGAAGAAAAAUCAUUUCACAUUCCUGCUGGCAACAUAAAUAAUACAAUCACAAGACAGCUUCACAUUGAUACUAAGAAAGAAGAUCUAGAAAUUAACAAUUUAGAAUCUUUCUUAUCGAAAAAUGCAGUACAAACGGAUCAUGCUGCUCUUGAUUUUCUUAGAGGAGGUGUUGAUGAAAAGAUUGAAAUGUGUUUGACAUCCAAACAGCUAUCAUUUCUUGAUUCUGGAGAAGAUUCAUUAUCUGAGGCAUCACCAAAUAAAGUAGAGAAGUGGAACCAUCAGCAUAAAGCACAUAUCUCUGGUGACGAAAUGCUCCAUGUGACCUUUGAUGAGAAAAACUAUGAACAUAGUCGAAAGCUACAUGACUAUCAGGUACGAUUUAACCAAGAUGUCAUUGUUGAGCUAGAUGAUGAAUUGGGCCUUGAUGUUGUGAAACAUUCUACACCAGAUGACGAACGAAGUAGUGACUCAGGAUUUCGUGACAAAGGUAGCCUUAGUGAAAGCUGUGAAGAUGCAUGUGAUGAAAAAUACAAUUUAGAAGAUAUUGAAGCUGAACUAGAAGAGACUUUUAAUAAAGGUGGAUUUAACUAUUCUGCUAAAGGGGAAGAAUGUGAUGAAGAUGCAGAACACAGAAGUACUGCUCUUGAUUUUCCUGAUGACUCUUUCUCAAUUCAAGGAAACAGGGAUGAAAUAGCUAAUAUUGAUAUUAUGAACCAUAAGAAAUGUGAUUCUGAUAAGAUUUUGGAAAGCAAUAUAAAUGACCCAGAUAAAAUGGAAAAAUGUGUUGUGCCAACUAAUUAUGUAACUUCUCUUGAGCAGUUAAAUACAGAAUUUUCGCCCCUUAACCUGAAUUUGAACAUAAAUGCCUGGAAAGGUGAAAAUGAAAGCUACCAGUUUUCUGAUAAUUUUCUUGAACUUAAUGUACCUGUGUUGUCAGAAGAAUGUGUGACAAAGGAUCAGUUAAAUACUUAUGUUCUUAACAACAAAGACAACUGUGGGAAAGAGGAAUGUAAUGAGAGAUGUAUUUGCUCAGAUAAUGUACAUGUUCUAGCUGCUGUGAGAGGUGUUACUUCAGAAACACCAUUGAAAGUUUGUGCAAACUCUGUAAAAAAAGAAGAUAUAUUUUUAGAAAAUGACCAUUUCCCUGUGACUGAUCAUUCUGGGUGGUUCUUGCAUGAGCCAAAUGAUAAAAGAUUUAAAAAUUCUGAUGAAGAUGAAUGCAGCUGCAACUAUGAUUCGAACAUUCCAGAAGAAAAUCUAAGCCCUGGAAGUUCAAGUUCAGAUAGUUUUAAAAAUGAUGAUAGCAGUGGCAGUGAUAAAUAUGUUCCACUUAGUUUAGAUGAAGAGUUUGUGGCUGCAAUUAGAAAUGAACUUCGUGAUAAACUACCAUGUGCACAGCAGCAAACUCAUCCUGAUGAAAUAGAUGAUGUUGAUGAUGAUUUACAAAGAGAAGAAGAACGCACUGAUAUUACUAUUCUUUACAAUGUUUACACUGCUCCGCUCUCACCAAUUCUUGAAGAAAGAGAAAGUGUCAGUUCACUUACAGCCACCAUAAGUGAAAACUAUCCCAUUCCAUCAUCUAUCAUGAAAGGAAAACAAAAAGAUGAAUUUGAUUCAGAGCCAGUUAGCCCUGUGUUUUUGAAUGAUAUAUUUGGAGAAUCAUCUGAUUACUGUGAAGAACAGGAGAAGAGAAGAUUUGAAGAAGAAAUUCGACAAGCACUGGCAAAUUGCAGUGUGAGUAGUGUUGACACAGACAGUGACCAGCACAAAAACAGUGUCAUUUCUGAAGACUUGGAGGAGGAUUUCCAGCAACCUAAUGAUGUUGCAAGCAAUGAUAAAAAUGAAAAGACAGUAAAGGAUGCAGUAAAUCAACAUGAUGACUAUGAUGAUGACUUUUUAGUUGUAAAUACUGAGACUAAUGAAGUUACUUUAUUAGAAAGCCCAAAACCAAAAUCUUAUGUUGCAUUUGUAAAAGAAUUUGAAGAUACGAGUGAAAAACCUGCCAGUCAGUUAGCAGACAGUAAUUCCAUUACAAGAAGUGGUAUUAAUUUCAGCAGAGAUACAGCAUCAGAUGAUGAAGUAUUCACACCAGAUAGCAUAUCUCCUGGAGGAAAUGAAAGAAGUUCCCCGGUAAAUGAAAUGUUGGAUAUAACAGGUAGUUUUACCCAAGAUGAAUCUCAUGAUUGUGACAGUCACAGUAAAACAUGCUGUGAUAUGAGUGAAAAUAACUCCACAGAUCAUAUGAAUAAUGAACCUGCAAAAAUUUUGUUAGAACCAAUGAGUAGUAGUAAAGAGAAAGCCUAUGUAACUGAAGACCAAGAUUAUGAUGAAUUUAUUCAGAGACAUCGUAAGGAGCAAGUGAAAAGAAGUGAGGAAAUGGAUGCUGUAUCUGUUGAUGAAAGCAUAGAAGAUAAGUCUGAAAGCUUAUCUGAAGCAGAAAACAAGACACCAGAAGAUAAUUCAAAAUCUGAGUCAUUUAGUGAAGCAUUAUCAGAACCAAUUUCAUUAGGAACACAUCAAACUGGAGUGGAGAAUACACUGAAAAGGCAUCAGUGCUAUGAUGAUCUAAGUACAGGUUUUACACAGGAUGGAGAUUUAACAACACAAGCAGAAGAAACUAAUUCAGGAGACCAACUUGAUGUGUCCGGUUUUUGUGAAAGAGGCCCCGAAUCAUAUUUGUGUACAUCACUUGAUAAAUCAGCAGACACAGAUUCACAUAAAAAGUGUGAUGUGAAAGAGUUUACAGAACACAGUGAACUUAUUAAUUCACUUAAAAUGUUAAUGAAUCAAAAUAGGGCUGAUAAUUAUUCAGAGAAUAUAGCAGAUAGUGAUAAAAAUGAAGGAACCAAGCAAGAAGAAAGUGAAACACAACUCAUUGAUCAAAUGAGUGAAAGAGGACCUGUUCUAAAUGACACCCUGAAGCUUUAUCGGAAAAGAAAAGAGGCCGAAGCUGCAAUCAGUGAUGAACGUGACUGGCUUAGUGCAGGCCGAGAAGCCAGUGCCCUUUCAACCAAGGCACCCAUGCCUUCACCGGAAGAGGAAUCAUGGAAACAGUUACCAUCAAUGUUAGCAUUUUCAGCUGAUUUGAACAGUGCUGAAGAGAAAGAUACAGGUUUUUCACCUGUACCAGCAGCAGUUUCUGAUGAUCUCAUGUCAACAUCUUUCAGUUUAAAAGAGGAAGACUUUGGUGAUUGUUACACUCCAGAUUGGGAAAGUGGUUCAGAGGACACAAAUGAAGAAGACAACUCCAGUUCAAGUGGGGAAUUCAUAUGGAAGGAGGGUGACAAAGAAGCACCGGUGAAGGCUCUCAGUGUGACACCUGCCAGCAAUCCGUUGAAGGCCUAUGAAGGACUCUCAGAUUUUCCCAUGGAGGUUAUAGAAGAGGAAGAAGAGGAUGAUGACGAUAAUGAUGAUGACGAUGAUGACAGUUCAAGUUCAGGCAGCGGUGCAGAAUUUGUACCUUCUGCAUGGAACAGCGAGGCAACACCAAAUCGUUCUGCACUUCGGAGCCCUGAUAAGAGAUCUGAAGAUGAUGAAUUAUCUGAGCAGAAGAAAAAUGUAUCAUUUAAAAAGCAAAAAUAUCAUUGUGUUUAUGAAUAUCCUCGGGAAGUAAGUGACUCAGAUAGUGAGGGAAUAGAGUCACCAAGUCGCAAGCGAUGGGACAUGUACCAGCCUCCCAGUGUGGACUACGCUAGCUAUGCAGAUUGGGACCUAGUGUUGGAAGGUGAUGUGCCAGAGCAGUUAAGCCAAGAUACUGAUGCAGAACCUGACGUCAAGAAGGCAUCAUCUAUUGAGCAGUUUGACUUUUAUAAGCUGAGCAGCGUGGAUUACGACUUUGCCUCUGGUGCUGUUCCUGAAGACAGAGAAUUUUUUAUCAGUAGUACAGCACGUCCAUUCCAGUUCAAUCCAUCAAGUACAGACUCACUUGUUGGAAGCAAUGUUAGUCAGUUCUUCCCUGGUAAAGAGUCCAUCUUAAGCAGUGUAAAAAGUUCGGAUUGUACAAAUUUGGAGAUACUGCCAGUUCCAAGUGUUUGUGAUAGUGAGGCUGACCACACAGAUACAGUGAAUAAUGGUACCUGUGUGACAGAGACUAGUCCCCAAAAGAUUCAGACACAAGGUGUUACAGGUAGCCCAACAAAGUUGGAAUUCAAGGACAAGAAAUUUCCAUGGAAUUCAUCAAAAAUUGAGUCGAAAGAUAGACUGGCUACCGACUCUCCUACAUUAAGGCCCAAACAGGGGAUGCCUUUGACAGUUGAUAGGGUAGCAAGGCCUGAUGAUAGGGACUCUCCCCCUGAACUGCUAUCGCCGUCAUCUCCUUUAUCCCCUUCAGGCCUUGGUGAACUGAGACAUACUCGUGAUCGCCUGAAGCUUGACUUGCCGCCUAGUGGAUCUCCCUUCCUCCUUGACCCUCCAAGUGGUGCUAAACGCAGAUCUCUGGUGGAAGCUGUUAAAGGAGAAGCGUCGCUGCUUGACAGUGGAGAAGAGACUGAAGACAGUGGGAUUGAGUCCAGCAAUGGCCAUCGCAGUGGAGAUGUGAUUGAGGGAUCUGGUCACAUAUAAACUGUUGUGACACUUCCUGAGAACAUUGAGUGGAAGAAAAUUUUAUAUCAGUUGCUGGGAAGCUGGCAUUCCCAAGGAGAUAUAAAUUUUUGAAGGCUGUGACCAUUGUUAGUUAACAACAGAGCACCUUACAAGAAAAGGUGCAGUCAUGAGACUGUAGUUUGUUAACAGAAUUUUCAUAUUAAAAUUUAAUCAGGUUGAAGGUGAUUGGUUUGACAAGAGAGACCAGUGCACUGGGGCAUGCAGGGCUUACAAAGGCUCUGUUCUCAUUGGGGUGUUCCUUCCCCAGGGGUGCUUUUUCAGCACGAGUUUAAUAAAUGUUAUAUAUGUUUUGGCUCAGGGGUUAAUUUUUGUUUAACCCAUGUGUAGGGUCAUAUAAACAGUCUCUGUACACUGUGUGUGCAUGUUCGUUACUUUAGAUGAAAGAUUGUGCAGUAAAGGUGAAGCUGAAUUCAAGUGACUCUCCCUUCUAGUUAGGCAUGACAACAAUUUUCUCUACCACUGAUUCAGUCUUCAUUGGACUGAGUAUUUGUUCUGUUAAAGAAUUUAAAUUAGAAAUGGUAUUGUAAAGUAGUGCAUCAAAAAAAUAAAAGAACUUAUUGAUUAGUUUACUGAAGUUUGCUAACAGAGAAGUUGUGUUAGCAACUUGUUUACCUCUAGAAAGGACAAUUCUUACGCAGUGUCUUAGUUAAUUUUGUAACUAUCAUUUCUGAAAAAGCACAGUGAACCUAUCUUUAAACAUAUUCGUGGAAUUACAAAGCUGUACCAGCUCUCUAUCAGGACAUCCUGUAAAUUUCAAAAUAUAAAAAUGACAGCUAAACAGUUUGUGAUUAUGUGACUCUGACUGUAUCUGUGUAUUCUACACAGUUACAUCAGACAGUAGUGAAUAUGAUGUAAAUGUUCAGUCUGUUUGUGUUUACCAAGAAUUUAUGAUUUAUAGAACACAGUGCUGUUUUACUGAAGAAAUGUUACACUGAAGGCAAAAAGUAACUUUUGUUAUCUAGAUAUUUUUGGUAAAUUAAAUGGUGUUCCUAAACAAAGUAGUUUUAUAAGAUAUACAGUUCACUUGUUAGAGAAUAAAUCUUUUUUAUUUAUAA
Schistocerca gregaria is the source of this 11808-nucleotide messenger RNA. RefSeq lists its product as uncharacterized. The transcript has 18 exons. Gene Ontology annotation, biological process: protein phosphorylation. The coding region runs from base 320 to 10711 and encodes 3463 amino acids. NCBI's taxonomy places the organism in Eukaryota, Metazoa, Arthropoda, Insecta, Orthoptera, Acrididae. The record is from RefSeq and is a predicted model, not a curated record. Gene Ontology annotation, molecular function: ATP binding; protein kinase activity.